CACCGUUCACCCAUCUGCAAUCAAUAUCUCUCAAACGUCUCUCAACACGUCGUCAACAAUUGAAGCGGUCUACUUGAUGCCCAUAAGAGAGUAGAACGAAGCAGGAGCUAGUUUUUGUCAUCGUCCAAGAUGCGCGCCUCCGUUGCUCUUUCCCUGUCGCUGGGAGCAACAAUUGCCAGCGCCCAGCUUCAACCUCGACAGACCACCAGCAUUCCGGAUUUCGUCACGAAUUAUGCGCCAUUAGUAUAUCUCGACCAGAACGACGUCUACCUUCCUUCCGACAUUCAAGCGCAAUUGAACAACACUUACCCCGCACUCAACUACACAGCGCUGCCCAAAGCGGAUGUCCCUUCACCACUCCUCCUUUCAGAUCUCGAACAACUCAACAUUCUAGGAAAUUGCGGGCAGAACUUCGAUGCAUGCCCCAUCUAUCUUACCUCCAAAGACAAUGUGGCGACGGACCCACCUUGGCUUUAUGGCGUCCUGCCUGAUCCCGUGACCGGCAAGACUGUCGGCGCGAGAUCUUGCGCUAUCAUUGUCAAUGACCAUGGAGGCGGACUUGUCGAUGCUUAUUAUAUGUAUUUCUACGCUUUUAACUACGGAUCGGUUGUUUUGGGGCAGCUCCUUGGGAAUCAUGUUGGAGAUUGGGAGCAUAGCAUGGUGAGAUUCAAGGAAGGAAUCCCCAUUUCCGUCUGGCUCAGUCAACAUGAAUAUGGACAAGCUUUCACAUAUGACGCGCUAUUAAAAAAGGGUCCUCGGCCCAUCAUCUACAGUGCAUUUGGCUCUCACGCCAAUUUCGCAGUAGCAGGGACGCACUCCCGAAACGUAUCCGUCGUAACAGUAAAUGACUACACUUCGCCUGGCCCGGUAUGGGACCCUACUCUGUCAGCAUACUUCUACACCUAUACACCAUCGUCAGCCACAAACGGCACAUUCGUGCCUUCCGACGCUACGACUCCCACAGGAUGGCUCUACUUCGAAGGCAGGUGGGGUGAUGAACAGUAUCUCGACAGCGACCCUAGACAAGUGAACUUCCUGAAUGCCAGCAUUGCUUGGAAGUACGAGACUGGGCCAACUGGACCUUUGGACAAAGGCUUGAAUCGGACGGAUGUGUGCCCGAAUGUGUCGGGGACGCCUUGCACAACUUUGAGUGUGUUGCCUAUUACCAGUGGCUCAAGUAUCCCAGUCACGGUCACAAGAACAACUUCAAGCCAAUAUUCGGUGCCUACGGGAACGGGUGGGGGAAAUAGUACUUCUUCUAGAAGUGCGGGUCCAACUAGCUCGACGUUGACCAGCGCAAACGGGGCCAAAGGUUUGAACGUCAAGAUUGGGUUUAGUUUCUGGGGAGUUGUGGUGGCUUUGCUAGUUUGGUGACUUGAUUCAGUCACCGAUGAAAGCUCAUCGUACUAUCUAAUGGACGGAUUUACCGGCCAGGCUCGCGUUCCCUGAUCUCGUCGUCGACGAGCAUCGCCCUUGGACCGAAACACAAAUGACAGCAUUUGGCAACGCCUAGGCACAUUUUACAAGCUUGCAUGCUCGCCCUUUAAAACAUUUUGCCCUGCAUGUGAUUGGUAGAAAGUGGCGCAGCCCAUCCUCG
This is a messenger RNA of Hyaloscypha bicolor E, 1597 nucleotides long. RefSeq lists its product as uncharacterized. Lineage: Eukaryota; Fungi; Ascomycota; Leotiomycetes; Helotiales; Hyaloscyphaceae. The coding region runs from base 130 to 1374 and encodes 414 amino acids. The transcript is spliced from 3 exons. The record is from RefSeq and is a predicted model, not a curated record.